AUGGAACACAUGAACUCCAGCCUCAACAGCAAGAUGCAAUCGUUCAACAGAGACGCUUUGAAUGAGUUUGUGAUGCUCCCCGUAUCACGGGAAAUGAUCAGCCACCUUGCUCUACAGGCUUCGAAAGUCAUCCGUUGCGAAGGCCAUGUGACCGCUUCAUCCAUGAACCAACAUGGGCAACCCACACCACCCAGCACUCCCCCCUUGGACCCUGCUGACACACUUCCACCUCUCCCACCAUUGGAAGUCUUUAUCUCGUCGAUCGUUCACCGAUCACAGGUCCAGGUGCCGACCUUGAUGACUUCACUAGUCUUUCUUGCUCGUCUCCGCGCUCGAUUACCACCUGUGGCCAAGGGCAUGCGAUGCACCGUUCAUCGUAUCUUUUUAGCAUCCUUGAUUCUGGCCGCCAAGAACUUGAAUGAUUCGAGUCCGAAGAACAAGCACUGGGCACGUUACACCGCUGUGCGAGGUUACCCAGGAUUUGGCUUCUCCUUGGCCGAGGUCAACCUAAUGGAGCGACAAUUGCUGUUCCUUCUCGACUGGGACACUCGCAUCAACGAGGAAGAUUUGUUUGAGCAUUUCGAACCUUUCCUUGCUCCCAUCCGCAGACAGUAUGAAAUCGCCGAGCAAAAGGAAGCUAUGGCUCAACAGCAUCACCAUGACUGGUGGCGAUUGAACGCCUCUGCCGAGUCUCUAGCCGCUCGCCUUCGCCGUCAGAAGCAGGAAAUGCGGGGAGAAGUUGGCUCUUUAUCUCAACGGAGAUCGCAGUACCUCACUACCUCCACCAUUCAGCAACAACAACCACACGCUGUCAGCCGCAACUCUCCGUUGGCCAUGGUUGAGGAUAGUGAUCGAUACAGCCCGUAUCCUCGUCGCCUUGCUUCACCCUACCGCAGUGCCAACCGCUCAAUCUCUCCUCCCUCCGUCAAGGAUGUCCCCGCCCUGUCGCGUACGGAAACCAGCAACUCCCUGGCCCCAUCAUCUCGAUCUUCCAGCGUUGCGCCUAGUGUGCGCAGCACACCUGGCAGUGUUAGUACUUGCUCAUCGUCAGUGGACGAGGUAAUGGUCGUCGACGGAAGCACAAGCCCGGCCAGCUCAGCGCUCAAUUAUAGCUAUGUCAACGUCAACGUCCAGCCCAUGAAGUCUCUACCCAAACAACAUCCCUCAAUGCCAGCAAUGAAUCAACAGCCAAGCAAGAAGAUCAAGACUAGCAACAGCUUGGGAGGUUCAGGCGGUGGUCUGAUGGCUCGAUUCCUUGCUUCUGCCGCCGGUGCCUAUCGCAUCUCUCGCAAUGCCACCUAA
Molecule: messenger RNA, 1302 nt
Organism: Talaromyces marneffei
Lineage: Eukaryota; Fungi; Ascomycota; Eurotiomycetes; Eurotiales; Trichocomaceae
Exons: 1
Coding region: 1-1302 (433 amino acids)
Biological process (GO): regulation of cyclin-dependent protein serine/threonine kinase activity
Cellular component (GO): nucleus; cyclin-dependent protein kinase holoenzyme complex
Molecular function (GO): protein kinase binding; cyclin-dependent protein serine/threonine kinase regulator activity
Source: RefSeq, a predicted model, not a curated record